AUGGGAUCACCAUCAUUCAUGGGCCUUCGUGGAAGCGCUCUUACCUUAGCACAACUUCUUCUGGUUGUUUGUCCUGCUUUCAUUCUAUUCGGAUACAAUCAAUCCAACCUUGGUGGAUUGGUUUCGGUGACGGAUUUCACGAAUCACUUCCCUCGGAUCGAUACUGUUCACACUGAAGGAGAACAGAAGAGUUCAAAUGCCACCAUACAGGGCGUUGUGGUGGCCACCUUUACAUUGGGGGCGAUGAUUGGGUGCCUUUCUUGUUCAUAUACCAGCGACAGGUUUGGACGUCGUAUCGUGAUAUUCGCAGGGGCCAUCCUCACCAUGGUUGGGGAGGUCCUCGAAGCAUCUUCGUUCCAACUCGCUCAGCUCAUCAUCGGUCGAGUGAUCCUAGGUGCUGGGGUGGGGAUGUUGAGCGGUACAGUCCCUACCUGGCAGAGUGAAUGCUCUAGCUCCACGAACCGCGGAAAGCACGUCGUUCUGGAUGGGCUUUUCAUCUCCAUUGGAUAUGUGCUGCAGGCUUGGAUCAACUUAGGAUUUUACCAAAUCAAAACGGGUUCAGCAUCUUGGCGGCCACCGAUCGCCAUCCCAAUCCUGUUUUCGCUUCUUUUGAGUCUUGUUAUUUUAGUAAUGCCAGAGUCCCCACGGUGGCUGUCUCAACAAGGUCGCAUUCAGGAAGCACGAAACACCCUUGCUGCGCUCAAGGGGCUAUCAGAAGAUGACACGAGAAUCAUUGAUGAAUUAUCCGCAAUCGAACGCUCGUUGGAACAGUCCGGCCGCACUGCGGCGUCGCUUGGCGAUAUGCUGAAGAUGGGAGAGGAUCGCCUUCUCUACCGGUUUUGCUUGUGUAUCUUGUUGCAGUUCUACCAACAAAUGUCUGGGGGGAACUUGAUUUCCGUCUAUUCAACUGUCAUCUUCCAGGAGGGUCUUCACAUGGAUUCCGAGACAUCUCGAAUCUUAUCCGGAGGGACUUUGACGUGGAAACUCCUCUCCUGCUUUGUGGGUUUCUUUGCCAUCGAUCGAUUUGGGCGACGUUUUGUGCUCAUGGUGAGUGGCACGGGAAUGGCGACUUGUAUGAUGGGACUCGCCCUUGCGACUUCCUUUCCACAUUCGAACUUUGGUGCCCAGGUGGCUAGUGUUUUCUUCGUGUUUCUCUUCAAUUUCUUCAUUCCAAUCGGCUUCUUGGGCGCCAAUUUCCUGUACUGUACCGAGGUGGCGCCAACGAAGCUGAGAGUAGCCAUGUCGAGUAUUUCCACUGCUAACCAUUGGCUGUGGAACUUCGCUGUCACGAUGAUUACCCCGGUAGCGAUCAACACUAUCGGGUAUCAGUACUACAUUGUGUUUACCUACAAUGGUCGAUCGCUCGAAGAAAUUGACUUGAUUUUCCGGAACAGCCCGUCGGUCUUUGCAACUGUCCGGUAUGCGAGGGAAAAUCCUCAAUUGGCACUCGAGCAAGACUGGGCACAAGAGAAGGAGGAGAUCCGACACGAGGAGAAACGAUCGGUGCCGCGUGAAAAGAGUCAAGUGCGAUGGACGCCGGCCGAAGGUCUGUUUCUUGUUGCCUCCGUUUCCGUCUACCACGGCUCACUUGUUCAUUCGUUCAAGUGUGGGAAAUGUGAGAGGGCAGGUGCUGAAUGCUCAGUGUCUGUCCAACUGAAACGGAGAACCACUCCACGAGGGUACAUUGAACCCACCGAAGAACUCAUCCAACAACUCACGCAAGAGCUGGAAUCAGCUCGAGACCAGCUGCAACUUCUCUCAGCACGAGAAGAGGAACUCCGUGAGACUAUUGUGUCGCAGAAGAAAGAGAUCGAACAGUUGAAGGAGCUGGUUACCGCAUCUCGCCCGGGUGGCUACACGCAGCAUGGAGGAGAGAGGGCCGCUAAUGGCUCUGUGGUGGCACACCUUGGACGACUGGUCUUGGGCGACGGCAACUCCGAGUUCUUUGCGGGUUCUACGACAGGGGUUCAUUUUGUUCUCUCGGCCCAGCAGCUGUAUCAGACUACUUUCUCUUCCCAAGAGCAUUUUCCCGAAUGUUUGUUUCGCCUGCACAUCCUACGGCCUAACGGAUUGCCCGUCGCUUUGGAACAACCUAUAAGCGUGGAAAGUUGUUUGGGGGACGGCCACCUCACUUCGGGCAACAUCUUUGAGUCUCUACUUAAUCAUCUCCGUAACGUGGGUGUUGUUGCUGUUCGCGAGGCAUUUGACAAGUACCAACAAUGUUGGGGAAUCCUAUAUCCUGUGUUGUUGUCAAAACAGUUCCUUGACACUUUUGACGACACAAUCAAAGAUGCGUGGACCACAUCGAUGGAACCGCAUCUCAGGGUACCAUUUCUCCUCCAGGUGUAUGCCUUGAUAGCACUUCAGAGCAUCCAUAGUAGUACUGCCGCGACUGAAUCAAGGCCCUUGUCUUAUCACCUGGACACCAUACUGAGCCACCUACUUGGCCAGAUGCCUUGCCGAGGAGAUAUUCCUAGUCUCCAAGGCUUAAUCCUUUACCUUCUCUAUCUCCAGAUGACAUCGCAGCACUCGUUAGCAGUACGUGUCUGUGGUAUGGUCGUAAGACUAGCGCAAUCGCUCGGACUGCAUCGACAUACUAGACGAUUCAAACACUCACCCGGUGAAAGUGAGUUGCGAAGACGGAUAUGGUGGUCUGUAUAUGUGCUUGACGUACAAUCAAGCAUCCUAUAUGGUCUACCCAGAAACAUACAAGCAGCAGACACAGACACCGACCUCCCUACCAAUACCGACUAUGAUGACAUGCAUAGCGAUCAGCUGUCGUACCCGUUACCUGGAGAAACUACCCAUAUCGAGCCAUUCCUCCAGUAUGUUCAUCUCGCACAAAUCCUAUCCAGGUGUCUAGAACAAAUGUAUACGACCACCAACCGAAGAGGUGGAGUUGCCAAGAUCUUUCGACUUCAACGUGAACUUGAUCUUUGGAAACAAAAUGUUCAAUCAAGUUUACCCAACGUCGCACGGACUGGGGAACUUAUCCAGACGAGACUACAUAACAGAAACAAUAACAACACUGCCUACAACCCUGUCGAACACCCCGAUAUUAUAUCUCUAUGGUUGUUCAUCUUAGGAGAGCUAGCCACCAUGCUCAUCCAUCGCCCUGCAUUGACUUUUGGACAACAAGAACCACAAUUUGCGGAUAGCCUGCGGUCUUGCAAGGAAGCAACCACGCACCUCAUUCUAGCAUUUGAGUUAGCCUCAGAGGUGUCGUUCACACCUCACAUAUGGCCGUCAGGUCAUCACCUUGUUCUCCAGAGCGGGCUGAUGCUUCUCUAUGACCGGUGGGUUCAAACCCCAACCCAGCGGCCCGGUAUUUCAUCAGAACCAGAUACCCUCCCCCAGUUCAUUCAUAUCGCUAUCACUCUUCUAUCUAAAUCAGCUGCGCACUUGGACCAAAGAGUGGGUUCCGGAAGACCAAGGUCUCCCUCUACGACAGACACUAUAGAAUCCCUUCGACAGGCAUCGUCCUAUCUUCACUAUCUUUGUACGCGAACACUGGACAGUCAGGGUGGCUCGUGGUCCUGGCCACCGUUCAGCCAGCACUCAAUGGAAAGUCCGAUUCCUCAAGCGAGACCAAUAGUCACCGACAUUCAUUCAUUAGCCGGACCUGCGCAACCAACACUAUUUCCAGACUACUCUUCCUCCCUCUGGGCACCACUGUCCAUCGACGAGAUCAAUCAAAUGGAGAUAUUUGAGCUUACCGACCCGCUGUUGAUUCCUUGGGAGAAUUAA
This is a messenger RNA of Aspergillus nomiae NRRL 13137, 3747 nucleotides long. RefSeq lists its product as uncharacterized. Gene Ontology annotation, cellular component: membrane. The record is from RefSeq and is a predicted model, not a curated record. Gene Ontology annotation, molecular function: zinc ion binding; carbohydrate:proton symporter activity; DNA binding. The transcript has 7 exons. Lineage: Eukaryota; Fungi; Ascomycota; Eurotiomycetes; Eurotiales; Aspergillaceae. The coding region runs from base 1 to 3747 and encodes 1248 amino acids. Gene Ontology annotation, biological process: transmembrane transport; DNA-templated transcription; carbohydrate transport.